Molecule: messenger RNA, 1534 nt
Organism: Dermatophagoides farinae (American house dust mite)
Lineage: Eukaryota; Metazoa; Arthropoda; Arachnida; Sarcoptiformes; Pyroglyphidae
Source: RefSeq, a predicted model, not a curated record
AUGUACAGGCAAUUUAUUACACCAACAACAACAUCAAUUAUUGGCCGAUUUUCAACAACAACAACAGUAGCAGCAUCAGCAUCAGCAACAACAACAACAACAACAACAUCAUCGACAAUGUUGGUUACAACCGAUGAUUCUUCCGAUAUUUCUGGAUAUCAUUCCGAUUCUGAUAUGUCACCAAUAAGUACACAAUCACCAUUGGCUAGUAAUAAUAAUAGAUUAAUCAAUAACAAUAACCAUAAUAAUAAUAACAACAAAAUGUUAACAUCCACAUCAACAGUAGCGACAACAGAAAAUUCAUUUAUUCAUCUUGCUACUAAAUCGAUACAUCAAUCAUCAAAAUCAAAAAUGAUCGAACAACCAAGUGUUGCAAUAAUGACUGGUCAACCAAAUGGUACAACAUUACUUGAUGGCCAAGUAACAGUAAAUAGUGGUGGCCAUAUAUGUUUAUCAUCAUUAUCAUCAUCAUCUGUGAUGAAUAAUACUGAUUCUCAUUGUUCAAAUUCAAUUUGUCGUAUUGAAAUUGAUGGAAAAGCAAUGGCUAAUAAUAUCAAUAAUAAUAAUAAUAAUGAUGGUGAUGAUAAUCAUUUUAAUCAUCAUAAAUUAAGUACAGAGCUUUCAUGGGCCCAUUUACGUAUACAACAAUUGGAACAGCAUCAAAAACAGUUACAAGAAAAACUUACAAUACAAUCAAAACAUUUAUUAUCAUUAAGUAAUGGAAUGGAAUCUAAAUUUGAAAAUCUUGAUCAAUCUAAUCAAACAAAUGGAUUAGUUCGCCAUUAUGAAUAUCUUUAUUCACAAGUACGUGUCGAUGUGAUAGAUGCCUUGGAUCAAUUUGAUGAAUUAAAAGAUUCUAGUGAGCUUAAAAUCAAAUUACUCUUCUCAAUAGUAGUGCUUGCUCAUCGAUCUACUGAACAAACAUUUAAAGAUUUACAUUUAAAUCUACAAAAAUUAUUGAAAUUAUCGGAAAUGAUUACAACUGCUGCUGAUGCUGCUGCUACUACUACUGCUGCUACUAUGAAUGUUAAUAAUGAGAAUGGAGAAUUGCAACGAUUUUAUCAUGAUCGAAUCGAAUCAACGAUUGGUCAAUACCUGCGCAUCACUAGUGCCUAUUUUGAUAUUGAGCCUAAUGUUCAUAGUGUUUGUACACAAAUUUGGGACACAUUAUUUGAUUAUCCGUGCCUGGAAAAAUGUCCACAAUUAGUGGAUUUUAUUCGUCAAUGUGUACGUCUUUGUUGGUCAUUGAAUGUUCAACAAGCAAAUUUUACAUUAGAUAUUGAAACAAAAACAUUUCGACAAGAUUGGCAUAGUCGAACAAUCGAUUCGAAUUCUGCAUCCGAUAUGAUCAAAUGUUAUAUAUGGCCUACAUUGUUUCAGCAUGGAAUCUGUGUUCAUAAAGGAAUUGUCAUCACUUAAUCAUCAUUCUAUGGCCACCACCUGUGACAUCUAUUGCCUAAUUAUCAUUUGUCUAUGGGCAAUGCUAAUGUAUUUUUUUUUUUUUAUUCUUUUGUUUUUUUUCUGCUUGUUACAU